AUGACGCCUCCAAUUUCUGAGACAUUGCCAGACCACGAAAAUGGGUCCACAGUGAUCGCUAAAAUUGAAAAUCUGCAGAGUGUGUAUAAGAAAAAUCUAGACUAUCAUGAGGCAGCUGCAACAAAGGCGCGAGAGGCGGAGCACCUUUCAAGUAUCAAGCUUCACCGACAAGGCGAGCUUCUGGAAGAUGCCCUGAAAGCAGCGGAUGCAGCGCUAAAGGAAAACAAUGAUCUCAGGCUUAGGCUUGAUAGCCUUGGCAAAGGGAUGCGGGAUUUGAGCGACGAGGAAGCAAACCAAAUGACAAGUCAACUGUACGACGAUCUUGAAGAUUGGAUCAAACGACACUAUGGAACGUUGCAACCCGGGAAUCCAGAAAAAGGUCCGGACGUGGAUUCGCACCAGGAACAAGAGCUUUUCUUCAACAUAUAUGAGGAUAUAUCGCAGCAGAUCUUCCAUAUUAUCCUAAGUCGCUUUGUUGUAGGCACAGGUAAUCCUGGGAUGAACCAUGCGCUCCGCAUGCUUGAUGAGAAGAAUAAUGAAGACCCCAGGGAUAUCGGCCAAUAUUGGCGUGCUGGAACAAGUAGUGCAGCUCUGGCGCUUGCAAGACCUGAGCUGGAAGUCACUCUCAGUCAAAUAGUUGAGUUUAUUGAGGCGCGAUACUUGCAUACUAUGCCGCAUGAUUUUGCCACACGUAGCGGGGAACUGAAAGAACUGCUGUGGAGAUUCGUCAAAUGGAAAGGAAGAUUGGAAUGUCAAAGUGUCUUAUUCUACUUCUGGUGGGUUUCGCCCCGAUUGCCAUUUCGCACGGAAAUCAUGACAAAUCUCACCGGGGAUGACGACCCCGAUGCUAUUGUUCAUCGCAGUUUAUCGCCAAUCCUGUACAAGCUGAUACCGGGUGAUUCCGAGCCCACGCUUGUACACCGAGCAUUAGUACAGAUUACCAGUGAUCCCUUGAUCAGUGUUGACCUUGGAAAGCGAACCCGUGAACGAAAUGCUUCAAAUUGA
Penicillium longicatenatum is the source of this 1005-nucleotide messenger RNA. RefSeq lists its product as uncharacterized. Bases 1 to 1005 code for a protein of 334 amino acids. The transcript has 3 exons. The record is from RefSeq and is a predicted model, not a curated record. NCBI's taxonomy places the organism in Eukaryota, Fungi, Ascomycota, Eurotiomycetes, Eurotiales, Aspergillaceae.